Messenger RNA from Dryobates pubescens (Downy woodpecker), 2500 nucleotides. RefSeq names its product synaptotagmin 17 (gene SYT17). Gene Ontology annotation, cellular component: membrane. Gene Ontology annotation, molecular function: phosphatidylserine binding; calcium-dependent phospholipid binding; clathrin binding. The record is from RefSeq and is a predicted model, not a curated record. The transcript is spliced from 8 exons. Gene Ontology annotation, biological process: regulation of calcium ion-dependent exocytosis; calcium-ion regulated exocytosis; regulation of dopamine secretion. Lineage: Eukaryota; Metazoa; Chordata; Aves; Piciformes; Picidae. The coding region runs from base 168 to 1592 and encodes 474 amino acids.
UCCCCGCGCCCUGCGGCGACUCCGUGGUGCCUACGCGGCCGCGGAGCCGCUCCUCGCCCCCCCGCCCGGGGCGGUGCCGCACCGCGGGGCGUACUGCGGCGCGGGUGGAGCGGCGGGAGCUGCGCGGCGGGAGGCGCCGUGCGCGCCCGCGGAGCGCCCCGCGGAAGAUGGCGUACAUCCAGUUGGAACCAAUAAAUGAGGGUCUCCUUGCUCGAAUCUCGGAUCUCUUGCUGUGCCGGUGGACUUGUAGAAAUUGUUGUCAGAAGUGCUUCGACUGUACCUGUUGUCAAGCAAAUGAAGAUGAAGUUGAAAUCCUGGGACCUUUUCCUGCUCAAACUCCAGCCUGGCUGAUAAGCAGCCAAAAUGAGGACAAAGAUGGAGACUCUGAUAAUGCAAUCAGUGAGCUGCCUCCCACUCUUCAGGAUGUUUCCCCUGACAGAAGGCGGUCAUCUUCAGAUGCAUCACGGUCCACUUACAGCCUCACGAGGCGGAUUUCAAGUUUAGAGUCGAGGAGGCCAAGCUCUCCGUUAAUUGACAUUAAACCUAUUGAGUUUGGAGUAAUAGGAGCUAAGAAAGAGAUCGUUCAGCCAACUGUCCUGCGGAAAACCUACACCCCAGAUGACUAUUUCAGGAAGUUUGAGCCAAGGCUGUACUCUCUCGACUCCAAUAGCGACGACAUGGACUCCUUGACAGACGAGGAGAUCUUGUCGAAGUACCAGCUGGGCAUGCUGCACUUCAGCACUCAGUACGACCUGCUGCACAACUACCUGACAGUGAGAGUCAUCGAGGCCAAAGAUCUGCCUCCUCCGAUUUCCUACGACGGGUCAAGGCAAGACAUGGCUCACUCCAACCCCUACGUGAAGAUCUGCCUCCUCCCCGACCAGAAGAACUCCAAGCAGACCGGAGUGAAGCGCAAAACGCAGAACCCGGUGUUUGAGGAGAGGUACACAUUUGAAAUCCCCUUUUUAGAAGCCCAGAGAAGAACUCUGCUUUUAACCGUAGUGGAUUUUGACAAAUUCUCACGCCACUGUGUUAUUGGCAAGGUGUCAAUGCCCUUGAGCGAUGUAGACCUUGUGAAAGGCGGACACUGGUGGAAAGCCCUUGUGCCUAGUUCUCAGAAUGAAGUGGAGCUGGGAGAGCUGCUGUUGUCACUGAACUACCUACCCAGUGCAGGAAGACUGAAUGUGGACAUCAUCAGAGCAAAACAGCUUCUUCAGACAGAUAUGAGCCAAGGUUCAGAUCCCUUUGUGAAAAUCCAGCUUGUUCAUGGAUUAAAGCUAACAAAAACCAAGAAGACCUCCUGCAUGCGCAGGACAAUAGAUCCCUUCUAUAAUGAGUCCUUCAGCUUCAAAGUUCCACAGGAAGAACUGGAGAAUGCCAGCCUGGUGUUCACAGUCUAUGGGCACAACGUGAAGAGCAGCAAUGACUUCAUUGGGAGGAUUGUGAUCGGCCAGUACUCCACGGGUGCCCCUGAGUCCAACCACUGGCGCCGGAUGCUCAACGCGCACCGGACGGCUGUGGAGCAGUGGCACAGCCUGCGGUCCCGGGAGGAGUGUGACCGUGUCUCUCCAGCUUCCCUGGAGGUAACAUGAGGUGGAGGACCAACAGCAGUCAACCCAAGCAGGCAAAUGAGGAGAAAAAGUCCCACUGACCAAAAUACCCCAACUCACACCCUCCAUGCACCUCACAGCAGCUCUGUUGGUUUGAAGCAGCUGCCGGAACCCUGCUGGCCACGCUGACCCCUGUGAACUGUGUCCCACUGGGUUCUGAUCCUUUACUGCUCACACUCAGCACCACUCAGCUGUUUGCAUCCUGCCUGGCAGAGCGUGUGGCCGAGCAGCAUGGGCUGCACGUGGAGGUGCCAUGGGAAACCCCGAGUGGGUGGAGGAGUUUGGAGUUGCCUCCACUGUCCUUGCAGUCCGAAUCCAUGGCUCAUCCUCUCAGAGAUAUACGUACCUGUGUGCUCUCGUUGGUGAACGUGGUAUUUAGGCUAGAAUCUUUCUUUCAAACGGUAGAACCUGUGCUGCAGUCGAUCCUGGCUCCAGUUUUGUCCUUGUCCUAGUUUCAGCAGAGCUAAGCUGCUGUUAGUCUGUCUGCCUGCGUGUGUGUGUGACGGGGCGCCCGCCGGAGGCGGUGUCACCUCAGCGGCGAGUCCUGCUGCUCCCCAGCAGCCUGCGUGUGCCCAGUAGAUGCAGUGAUGACGUAGCAGAGUAAACGUUUCCCAGUACCCUUCGUGCCAGGCCAGCCAGCUCGUGUCUCUCCAAACCUGUGUUGUGCAAAAGAAACCUGCCCUGGGGACUUUUGCGCUUCUGAAGACCCAAACCACACAAUGUGAAUUCUCUCGCAGGCUGCAGUGGCUCUUUCUGUGUUGUCUGUGUUAAGCCAGGUAGUCCUCCAGGUCACCAAGUGAGCUUAGCUGUGGUCGAGCUGUCCUCUUGGUUGCUUCUGUACAUUUUACUUUUCCACAGUGUGUUGUCUGGUAUGAUGAUUGAUGAUGAUG